AUGCCGAAAGAAGUGCCAGUAGACUUGAGAAAUAAUUCUUCAGCAGAAACAGUUUUUAGACGAAAAAAUUCUGAUUUAAUAGCAAAAUUAGCUAAAGAAACCCUCUUUAAUGAAAGAGAAGUAACGCAGCUGGCUGUUUUACACAAAAAUAUUUCAAGCACCCGAGGUCCAUUAACACGACAAGUGUUCCGAGAUGUUUUUCAUGGAGGACUCGAUUUUACCGAAAAUUUACGUCAUCUUUUGAUAGAUCGGAUCUACGGACAUUUCAAUAAAACAAACAAACUAAAGCUUCCAAUUGAACAUUGGGUUUCGGGUCUUUCAACAAUUUUUCGUGCUCCACUGCCAGAUAAAACUAAAUUUGCUUACAAAAUUUAUGAUUUGAUGAGAUCGAAUAAAAUCACUAAAGAGCAAAUGUUUCCAAUGCUUCGAGGAUGCAUGAUAAAGUUACCCCCUGAAGACGAUGCCGACGAAACUGUCAGGGAUAUGAUAGACUUAUUACUGAAAGCUCUUGAUGUUGACCGUGACGGCGAAAUAUCGUACGAAGACUUUUCGAGCGUCGUUUUAGAUAAUUACGAUCUUUAUCUCGAGAGUAUGGGACCAGUUUUUCCAUCUCGUGAAGCUGCUCACGCCUUUAUGACAACUUUUACCGAUGAAUUGAACAAAUUCUAA
This is a messenger RNA of Trichogramma pretiosum, 669 nucleotides long. RefSeq names its product EF-hand calcium-binding domain-containing protein 1-like. Gene Ontology annotation, molecular function: kinase binding; calcium ion binding. The record is from RefSeq and is a predicted model, not a curated record. The transcript has 5 exons. The coding region runs from base 1 to 669 and encodes 222 amino acids. Gene Ontology annotation, biological process: calcium-mediated signaling. NCBI's taxonomy places the organism in Eukaryota, Metazoa, Arthropoda, Insecta, Hymenoptera, Trichogrammatidae.